This is a messenger RNA of Dermacentor andersoni, 1712 nucleotides long. NCBI's taxonomy places the organism in Eukaryota, Metazoa, Arthropoda, Arachnida, Ixodida, Ixodidae. The record is from RefSeq and is a predicted model, not a curated record.
CACGUGACGGACGAGCGGACUCACCACCGACACUUCUCGAGCUUUCUGCGCUACAGAAUAUCCGGUUACGCUCCCGACGUCAAGCUGCACGUCGCCAACCGUAUCUACUGCGAAAAGGAGCUCCGGGUCCGCAAGGAGUACCUAGAUUUUCUUGGGGACAGCUAAGCCACCAGCGUGGAAUCCGUCGACUUCCGAAACCAAGCGAACGAGGUGAGGCGGGAGAUCAACGACUGGGUCGAGCCGGCCACGUCGUCCAAGAUCAAGGACCUGCUUGCUCUGGGAGUCGUACAUUCUUCGACUCUCCUGGUUCUCGUCGACGCCAUCUACUUCAGGGGCCUGUGGAAGGACCAGGUCGACCCGCUGUGCACCCAGCCCCACCACUUCUACCUGGGUUCGAGAAACAAGAAGUUCGUCGAAAUGGUGGUGCAGAACAGCGACUACCGCAUGACCAGAAGCGACGAAAUGAAAGUCACUGCCCUGGAAGUUCCUUACAAGGGCCUCAACACAUCUCUGGUCAUACUGCUGCCGGAGGAGGUUGACGGUAUUGAGUUCCUGGCAAAAAACGUAACGGCAGACAACCUGGUCACCCUCAUUCAUAGUUUCCGCAUUCGAAGGGACGUCGAAUUGCGCCUCCCGAAGCUCAGACUGGAGCAAUUCAUAACCUUGAACGACACUUUGAAGCGUAUUGGCGUUAAGGACCUCUUCUCGACUGACUGCGAUCUUUCGGGAAUCUGCGAGAACGGCAAGCUGUUGGUGACAGAGGUGAUACACAAGGCUUACAUCGAGAUCAAUGAAAAAGGCACAGAGGUGGCGGCGGUGACAGCAGAAGUUGUAGAAGAAUGCAGCUUGAUCUCGCAUAAAAAACGCUUCCUUGUGGACCACCCCUUCAUGUUCCUGAUAAUGUGCAAUGAUCCAUAACUUGUACUCUUCAUGGGGUCGGUCCGUGAGCUAUAGGAUGCUGAAAGGUUUGGCUUGGUUCGUAAGAGAAAUGUGCUAUAAUUAGUGGUGGGAGAAUAUCAAAAUUUUCGGAUACGAAUCGAAUACGAAUAUUGAGUAUCGAAUACCGGAUCGCAUAUCGAAUUGUCAAACGUAGACGCAUAUAUUUACAGCAGGGCUACUUAUUUCUGUAUAGUUAGGUACCAUGCCUGUACUGACUGGUCCAAGAAAGACAGCUAUCAGCUAUGUGCCACGCAGCAUAAAGUGUCGACACUAAAGAAAACAUAUAUGAACGACACGCAGCUUUUAUUCAGAUAUGUUGCCUGUUAUAUUUAUUUCCGCAUUUCGGCGUCGUUUCGUGCAGCCGUGGAACAGAUUCCAUGUGACUUAGUUCAAAGCCCUGUUCUCGUAAUCGUGACCUUUAGCAUCGCAGUGGCUGCACAAAGAAAGCUGGCAUCCUGACUAUUAAAAAAAUAAAAUAAAAGACAUCACAAUAAGUCUCCUACUACGACAAGUGAUUUUGUGGAGAGGAUGCCAAAUCAGCAGCGCAAAUUCAUGAAGAAAUGGCAAGCAUUUGAAAAAUACAAGUUAAAAGAUAGGCGAAGGGCGGACGCGUUGGUACGUUGAGUGCACUCUGUCAUUGGUAACAUUUAGGAUAGCACAAAUAACUGACAAUGUCUUUUCAAACUGAACAAUAAUGAUCUUUGAACAGGAAAUCGUUAAAGAAAUGCAGCUGCAUCCUGUAAGGCUCGUGCGCUCCGAAUCGUGGACGGAAA